This is a messenger RNA of Odobenus rosmarus divergens (Pacific walrus), 1748 nucleotides long. RefSeq names its product protein phosphatase 2, regulatory subunit B'', beta (gene PPP2R3B). The transcript has 13 exons. The coding region runs from base 12 to 1748 and encodes 578 amino acids. Gene Ontology annotation, cellular component: protein phosphatase type 2A complex. Gene Ontology annotation, molecular function: protein phosphatase regulator activity; calcium ion binding. Lineage: Eukaryota; Metazoa; Chordata; Mammalia; Carnivora; Odobenidae. Gene Ontology annotation, biological process: protein dephosphorylation. The record is from RefSeq and is a predicted model, not a curated record.
ACGCUUUGGAGAUGCCGCCCGGCAAAGUCCUGCAGCCCGUCCUCAAGAUGAAGGUGGACGAGCUGUUCCUGUGCUGGCUCAGCGAGUCCAGCACGCAGACGAUGCUCCAGGACUGUCUGCAGAGGAUCAAGAUGCCCGGGAGGACUGAGACGGACGGUGGGGACGCAGGGCAGCCCGGGCCCCCGCUAGCAGCCGCAGCCCCCGUCUGCAAGCCCGCGGUGUUCGAUAGCCUGGGGGCGCCCAGCCCGGCCCCCGCGUCCACCGCGCUCCCGCUGGGAGCCGCCGCUAGUCCCAGGACCGGGCCACCCGUGCGAGGGACUCGGAGAUCCGCAGGGACGCGAGUAGUUCAGACAAAGAAGGAGGAGCCCCUGCCGCCCGCCACCAGCCAAAGCAUUCCAACGUUCUACUUCCCUAGAGGCCGUCCAAAGGACAUGGUGAACAUAGACGCCGUCAUCACCAAGAUCGAGCAGACUUUCACACAGUUCCCGCACGAGAGAGCCAGGAUGGAGGACAUGGGCCGAGUGGCCAAGGCCUGUGGCUGCCCGCUCUACUGGAAGGGGCCGCUGUUCUGCAGUGCCGGGGGAGAGCGCACGGGCUCCGUCUCUGUCCACAAGUUCGUCGCCAUGUGGAGAAAGAUCCUCCAGAACUGUCACGAUGACGCUGCCAAGUUUGUCCACCUGCUCAUGAAUCCUGGCUGUAACUACCUGGUGCAAGAAGAUUUCAUCCCCUUCUUACAGGACGUGGUGAACACGCACCCGGGCUUAGCCUUCCUGAAGGAGGCGUCAGAGUUUCACUCUCGCUAUAUCACCACUGUCAUACAGAGGGUCUUCUACACCGUCAACAGGUCCUGGUCAGGGAGGAUCACGUGUGCAGAGCUCCGCAGGAGCACCUUCCUGCAGAAUGUGGCGCUCUUGGAAGAGGAAGCAGACAUCAAUCAGCUGACAGAGUACUUCUCGUAUGAGCACUUCUAUGUCAUUUACUGCAAGUUCUGGGAGCUGGACACGGACCACGACCUUCUCAUCGAUUCCCAGGACCUGGCCCGGCACAACGACCACGCUAUAUCCACCAAGAUGAUCGAGAGGAUAUUCUCAGGGGCGGUGACAAGGGGCAGAAAAGUCCAGAAGGAAGGAAAAAUAAGCUACGCUGACUUUGUCUGGUUUUUGAUCUCUGAAGAAGACAAAAAAACUCCAACCAGCAUCGAGUACUGGUUCCGCUGCAUGGACCUGGACGGGGACGGCGCGCUGUCCAUGUUUGAACUGGAGUACUUCUAUGAGGAGCAGUGCCGCAGGCUGGACAGCAUGGCCAUCGAGGCCCUGCCCUUCGAGGACUGCCUCUGCCAGAUGCUGGACCUGGUGAAGCCACAGAACGAAGGGAAAAUCACCCUCCAUGACCUGAAGAAGUGUAAACUCGCCAAUGUGUUCUUUGAUACCUUCUUCAACAUUGAGAAAUACCUCGACCAUGAGCAGAAGGAACAGGUCUCCCUGCUCAGGGAGAGUGAGAGCGAAGGCCCUGAGCUCUCCGACUGGGAGAAGUAUGCUGCCGAGGAGUACGACAUCCUGGUGGCUGAGGAGGCUGUGGGAGAGCCCUGGGAGGACGGGUACGAAGCCGAGCUCAGCCCUGUGGACCAGAAGCUGAGCUCCCUGAGGUCCCCACUAGCCCAGAGGCCCUUCUUUGAGGCGCCGUCCAGCCUGGGCACCGUCGAGCUGUACGAGUAUGCGUGUGAGGACGAGGACCUGCAGCCCUCGUGA